Messenger RNA from Salvia miltiorrhiza (redroot sage), 1302 nucleotides. RefSeq names its product actin-related protein 2/3 complex subunit 2B. The record is from RefSeq and is a predicted model, not a curated record. Gene Ontology annotation, molecular function: actin filament binding; structural constituent of cytoskeleton. Gene Ontology annotation, cellular component: actin cytoskeleton; Arp2/3 protein complex. Gene Ontology annotation, biological process: actin filament polymerization; Arp2/3 complex-mediated actin nucleation. The transcript is spliced from 10 exons. The coding region runs from base 81 to 1199 and encodes 372 amino acids. Lineage: Eukaryota; Viridiplantae; Streptophyta; Magnoliopsida; Lamiales; Lamiaceae.
UUGGAUUCUACUCAACAACAAUUUUCCCUUCUCACCAACAAAUAAGGUGCCAUUUUCCCUCACUCAAACAACAAGAAGAAAUGGCAUGCUUUGAGAGGGCAUCACCAGCAUUGAAGGAAAUCCUUCUCAGGAUACACAGAGCAGAAAAACCUCUCGAGGUAGACCACCACGUGCACGAAUUUGGCUCCAUACACUACCACAUUAAGCAUUCAGUGUCAGAUCCAGUUUACACCUAUUUAUCAGUGUCAACACCUCUUCUAUCUCAAGGCCUCCCAAUCUCAUCACAGCUUCCUCAUCACACGCUCCAGAUGGUUAAUGGGAUUUUCCCCGAGGUUAUGGAGGCGCUCGUGCCUCCCAACGAGGGCUAUCAACUCACUCUGAAGCUCAACAUUUCAAGAAUUCCACGGGAUAAAGCCUCGACAAAGAUGAUUUCAGACAUAGCCUCAGUGCAAGCAGUGCUAGUGAGCUCUCAGCUGAAGGAAAUCUUAAGGAAUGUUAAUUCUCAAGAAGAUAUUGCUCAUGCGAUUUAUAAGCCAAUCAAACUCAUAUAUCAUCCAAGGGAACCAUUCUUCGUCAUCAAACAGGCAACAAAGAUGAGUGCAGUAUUUCCAAUGCGCUUCAAGGAAAAAGAGGACGUUAUCAUAGCAACGGCCUUCUUUCAGGAACUCAUGGAUGUGGGGAGCUCAGAAGCAUUCGGAAAGGCCCCUCAUUGCAUAUGGUCGCCUAUUCCGCCUGCAGAGUUGAGAGGAGAGCCGAUUGAAGAUCUCAGCACCAAUGGCGGAUUCCUCUCUUUCGACAUCACAUCGCGCCAUGUACAAGGCAAGAAGCUGGACAAGACAGUAUGGAACCUACUCAACUUGUAUACUUUUGUCAAGUACCAUGUCAAGAGCACUAGAGGCUUCAUACAAAGACGAAUGAGAAUGCGGCUCGAUAAGCUAGUUGAGCCGCUGCAUGAUGUGGAAAUGGAAGAAGAUGCUCAAGUGAUGAAAAAGAAGAGCCGACAUAAGACAGGGUGUACGAAUGCACGGAAAUGGAUAAGGGCUUCGAAAAGGAAGAUUCUUGAAAGGAAUGAGGAGUUGGGUAAUAAAAUGAAGCGAAUUCGUUGGAGAAUCAAGAUCCAUGGCUUCACCCGUUUUCGUAGGAAAUGGCUAAGAAUGCCCAACUUCUCUCCGGUUACGACCUAUAUGAAGCUGGAAUAAUUUUUUACAUUUCAAUCUCAAAUUUGCUUUGCUACCUCUAUCAAAUAAAUCAUCUUAAUUACAGGAUUCUUCUAAGAAUUGGAUUUCCAUGUUUUUGUCAAAA